Dermatophagoides farinae (American house dust mite) is the source of this 1409-nucleotide messenger RNA. RefSeq lists its product as uncharacterized. Gene Ontology annotation, biological process: regulation of mRNA splicing, via spliceosome. Lineage: Eukaryota; Metazoa; Arthropoda; Arachnida; Sarcoptiformes; Pyroglyphidae. The record is from RefSeq and is a predicted model, not a curated record. Gene Ontology annotation, cellular component: nucleus. Gene Ontology annotation, molecular function: mRNA binding.
CAACAACGAAUGGAAAUACCACCAAUAUCAAUGGUGAUGAUGAUGAUGAAAUUGUUGUUAAUAAUAAUGAAAAUAUCACAUUAUCAAUUAUGACGACAAAUGUGACAACGACGUCGACGACGACAACGACUACAUCAUCAUCAUUAUCAAUAAAUCCAUUGGAUAAGAUAACACAACGUAAAUCAUUGGAUUAUUUAAAAGAAUUAUUCAAUGAUCGUGAACGUUUAUCAUUGAUGCCAAUUGGUAUAUUUUCACAUGCAUUACGAUUAUUGGAUCAAGAAAUUGUUCGUGUACGUACAUCAUUGAUACAUAUUGAUGGUUCAGCUGAUGAACGUAAACCAUUACAAUUGCCUGAACCGGAUGGUGCCAUUAUACAACGUACUACACGUGUAUCUAUACCGGUUGAUCAAUAUCCAGAACAUAAUUUUGUUGGACGUAUUAUUGGUCCACGUGGUCUUACCAUACAAGAAUUAGAAGUAGAUUGUGGUUGUAAAUUAUAUGUACGUGGAAAAGGUUCAUUACGUAAUAAAGAUAAAGAAGAAAAGUUACGUGGCCAAUCGAAUUGGGAACAUUUAAAUGAAGAUUUACAUGUUAUGAUCGUAGUGGAAGAUACGAUUAAUCGUGCUGAAAUUAAAUUAAACUAUGCACGGGAUCAAAUACAGAAAUUGAUUGAUUCGGUCAUUAUGCAAAAAGAUGAUUUUAAAAUGCGACAAUUAGCUGAAUUGGCUAUUUUGAAUGAUAAAUUUAAUAUGAAAAAAUCAUCAAUUAAAAAUCGUAAUCAACAACAACUGAUGACCAAUGGACACCUUGUAUCAUCAUCAUCAUCAUCAUCUACGGCAUUAUCAGCAGCAGCAACAACAACAACAUCGUCAUCAAUACCAAAUUGUCUGUUGAUUGAUACAACAUCUGGAUCAUUUGUUGGUGGUGGCGGUGGCAGUAGUAAUCAUACAACAAGUCAUCAUCAAACAUCACCACAAACAUUAGCAGCUGCCAUAUUGAAUCAUCAUGCUAAUCAAUUAAUUGGUUCAACAACAUCGCAAUAUCAACCGCAACAACAACCACCACCACCACCACCAUCUUUGUCAACAACCAUACCACCUUCUUCUUUGAAUUUGGAACAAUCAUUAUUUACUACUAAUCAACAAUUACAAUUUGCACAAUUAGCUGCUCAACAACAACAGCAACAAAGAUAUCAAACAAAUGCAUUUAAUACAGAUUUAUUUGCUAUAAUGGCUGCAGCUGCAGCUGCUUCUGGCGGCGGUCUAUAUGGUGGUGGUUCGACGGCAAUAGAUCCAUCCAUAUAUUCAAUUUAUAAUAAUAAUAAUAAUUAUCAAAAUCAACAACGGCAAUCACGUUAUCAUCCAUAUCAUCAUCAUAUGAAUAUGAAACGUAAACAUCACACAGAAUAA